Messenger RNA from Austrofundulus limnaeus, 1116 nucleotides. Its product is annotated as tubulin alpha-1D chain. Gene Ontology annotation, molecular function: structural constituent of cytoskeleton; GTP binding. Gene Ontology annotation, biological process: microtubule-based process. NCBI's taxonomy places the organism in Eukaryota, Metazoa, Chordata, Actinopteri, Cyprinodontiformes, Rivulidae. The record is from RefSeq and is a predicted model, not a curated record. Gene Ontology annotation, cellular component: microtubule.
CGUGAAUGCAUCUCUGUGCACGUGGGCCAGGCUGGUGUCCAGAUUGGAAAUGCCUUCUGGGAGCUGUACUGCCUGGAGCAUGGCAUUCAGCCUGAUGGGCGUAUGGCUGCUACUGGAGGCAUUGGUUGUUAUGAGACCUUCUUCAAUGAAAUCAGGGAAGGGAAGUUCCAGCCAAGAGGCAUUUAUGUUGACCUGGAACCGACCGUCAUUGAUGAGGUGCGCACUGGAACCUACCGCCAGCUGUUCAACCCGGAGCAGCUGAUCGCCGGGAAGGAAGAUGCUGCUAACAACUACGCCCGAGGUCACUACACCAUCGGAAAGGAGAUCAUCGACCCUGUUCUGGACCGAAUCCGCAAACAGACGGACGAGUGCGCAAACCUUCAAGGGUUCUUGGUCUUCCACAGUUUGGGCGGAGGGACCGGAUCUGGUUUCACCUCCCUGCUGAUGGAGCGUCUGUCGGUGGAAUACGGCAAGAAGCCCAAGCUGGAGUUCGCGGUCUACCCGGCCCCUCAGGUGUCCACGGCUGUGGUAGAGCCCUACAACUCCAUCCUGAAUGUGCACAGCACCAUGCAGCACUCAGAGUGCUCCUUCAUGGUGGACGAGGCCAUCUACGACAUCUGCCGCAGGAACCUGGACAUCGAGCGUCCCACCUACACCAACCUGAACCGCCACGGCAAGUACAUGGCCUGCUGCCUGCUGUACCGUGGAGACGUGGUGCCGAAAGACGUCAACGCCGCCAUCGCCAACAUCAAGACCAAACGCUCCAUCCAGUUUGUGGACUGGUGUCCCACCGGCUUCAAGGUGGGCAUCAACUACCAGCCCCCCACCGUGGUCCCCGGUGGAGACCUGGCCAAGGUCCAGAGGGCCGUGUGCAUGCUGAGCAACACCACCGCCAUCGCAGAGGCCUGGGCCCGUCUGGACCACAAGUUUGACCUGAUGUUCGCCAAGAGGGCCUUCRUCCACUGGUACGUGGGGGAGGGCAUGGAGGAGGGGGAGUUCACUGAGGCCCGGGAGGACAUGGCUGCUCUGGAGAAGGAUUACGAGGAGGUGGGGAGUGAUGCUGUGGGGGAGGGGGGAGAGGAGGAGGGAGAGGAGUACUGAGGAGUGACAGAGGUG